Molecule: messenger RNA, 5544 nt
Organism: Bicyclus anynana (squinting bush brown)
Lineage: Eukaryota; Metazoa; Arthropoda; Insecta; Lepidoptera; Nymphalidae
Gene: Rox8
Product: nucleolysin TIAR
Exons: 4
Coding region: 195-1364 (389 amino acids)
Molecular function (GO): RNA binding
Source: RefSeq, a predicted model, not a curated record
CCGAAAAGUGAACGUUUCACGAGUCAACAGCAACGUCUUUCGAGAAGAUAGAGGCGCUGUUUGCGACAUUUUUCUUUCUUUUAUCCGUCAUCCAAUGUUUAAUGUGAUGAAAUAACACGUUAAUUAGCGAGUAUUUUCGAUAUUAGUGUUCAUAGUCGUAAUAGAGUAACCGCUAGAUUACGAUAUAAUCUAAUAUGGGCGACGAAAGCCAUCCGAAAACUCUCUACGUCGGUAAUUUAGACGCGAGUGUGACAGAAGAAUUCCUAUGCGCGUUGUUCGGUCAAAUAGGCGAAGUUAAAGGCUGUAAAAUAAUUCGUGAGCCAGGCAACGAUCCCUAUGCGUUCCUGGAGUUUACGAAUCAUACGGCGGCGGCCACGGCGCUGGCCGCCAUGAACAAGCGAGUGUUCCUCGACAAGGAAAUGAAGGUUAACUGGGCUACGAGCCCUGGCAACCAGCCGAAGACGGACACGAGCAACCACCAUCACAUAUUCGUGGGUGACCUGUCGCCGGAGAUCGAGACUCACAUAUUGCGCGAUGCCUUUGCGCCUUUCGGUGAAAUUUCAAACUGUCGAAUAGUCCGUGACCCCCAAACGCUCAAAUCUAAAGGAUACGCUUUCGUCUCGUUCGUGAAGAAAGCUGACGCCGAAGCGGCGAUCCAGGCUAUGAACGGCCAGUGGCUGGGCUCUCGCUCCAUACGGACUAACUGGUCCACACGUAAGCCUCCCACUAAAGGGCCCAACGAGGGCGCGCCGAGUAGCAAGAGGGUCAAACAGCCCACAUUCGACGAGGUGUACAACCAGAGCUCACCGACCAACACAACCGUGUACUGUGGCGGUUUCACUAGCAAUAUAAUUACUGAAGAUUUAAUGCAAAGCACAUUUUCACAAUUUGGUCAGAUACAAGAUGUGAGAGUAUUCAGGGACAAGGGAUAUGCUUUCAUUAGGUUCACAACGAAAGAGGCGGCUGCCCAUGCUAUAGAGGCAACACAUAAUACAGAAAUAAGUGGACACACAGUUAAAUGUUUCUGGGGGAAAGAAAAUGGGGGCUCAGAAAACCAGAGUACGAAUAACCCCCCAGCACCCCCUACAUCAAUGGGAGGAGGUCAAUCACAGUACCCAUAUGGGUACCAACAAGGAAUGGGCUAUUGGUAUGCUCAGGGCUACCCCGCGCUACAAGGUUACAUGGCGCCAGGCUACUACCAGCAGUACGCCGCCGCCUACAGCACGCCGCAAGCAGCAGCAGCUGCGGGCUACCGCAUGAGCAUGCCGGGCGGCGGCGGCGCGGCGGGCGGCUCGUGGAGCGGCGGGCCGCAGCCGCUCAUGUACGCGUCGGCGAUGCCCUCGGCGCAGUACCCCUCCCAGUAGCGACCACACCACUUGCACGGAGCCUCGCCUGCCACCGGACCGCCACGAGCGCACGCCGCCGUCGCAACACAGGCGUCCUGAGAGUUGCAUACGCGGAAACCCGCGCACUUAACAUUUGACAAAGGAGUUCGAACUUUUUUGUUUGGAUGCUGGCAUAGUUGACCCAUAGUCGCCGCAGUGCUUCUGCGUUCUCAGAAACUGCAUUAGCGUAAAUAACAUGUGACAAUGGGGUUCGAACUUUUUUGUUUGGAUACUGGCAUAAUUGACCAAAAUUUGCCGCAGUGCUCCUGCGUUCUCAGAAACUGCAUAUGCGUAAGUAUCAUUUGACAAAGGAGUUCGAACUUUUUUGUGUUAUAGCUGGCAUAAUUGAACCAAAGUCGCCGCAGUGCUUCUGCGUCCUCAGAAACUCCAUAUGCAGAAAUAAGCGCACUUAACAUUCGACAAAGGAGUUCGAACAUUUUUUGCGUGAAAGCUGGCAUAGUUGACCACAAGUCGCCGCAGUCCCCCUGCAUCCUGCAUAUGCGGAAAUCCGCGCACAUAACAUUUGACAAAGGAGUUCGAACUUUUUUGUAUGGAAGCCGGCAUAUUUGUUGGAUUGAUUUUUUUUUUUCGAAAAUGCGGCACACGUAGAACGUUGUAUGUGUGGGUAGAGGACACAAUAAAAUAUCGAGUAACAUGGUAGCCCAAUGUGUCAUGUUACUGAGAUAUUUAAAGGUAAAGAUCUACAUGAGUAUAUUUUCUAGAUAUCUAGAUAGAUAGAUUCCAUGUUACAUGACUUUUUUAUAGGUGUUCUCUAUCUAUAAAUAACAUAUUCAUAGUGUACCGUGAGUUGGAAAAAAAAAACAAAAUGGCGGUGGUUCGAUAAUUCCAGAUAGGUUGACGGUUCCAUGCCCUUUUGAUUUGUCCAGAGAGCGGAGUUGACAUUUGAAUUUAAUCGUAAACAGUGAAUAACUGAUUUGUUUUUCUUUUCACCGUAAAAAAAUACGAAACCAAUAAUAACAUUACCCAGAUUCGACGAAAAACCAUCUACGUACAUUUCAUCCAGAAAAUGAAGCAUCCACAAAUGGAAGCCUUAGCCAUGGCAGGCAUCAAUGACGAAAGAAAUAUAUUUUCGACCAAAAGCAUAAAUAUAGCUUUUACUAUCAUCGUUAUAGCUAUAUGUAAGACAAACGUAGACAAUGAUCUCUAGCACAUUGAUCUGCAGAUAAAUUGAAUGUGCAACUACUGUGGACUCGGACUUUUCCUGAGGAAUCGAUAGAUGGAUACAUGGAUGAUAUUUUCGGCUUGGGCAAUUGUCGCUUGGUAUCGUAGGUUAUUCAGAGAUAAGCAAAAUGAAUCUAUUAUUAACUGUUUUGUUUCAAUGCUCACUCAGGACGCACUCUGACGCGGUUGACUCUAUCAACGUGGGUGCAACACUAGUUCACAAAUCAGCAAACGUGACAUUGGUAGCUUUUUGUAUGUUUGUGUGUACAUUUCUCUUACAUAGCAUGUCUAUAUAAGCGUAAUUAUAAUGCAACACCAAUGUCACGUUUGCUGACUUAAAACUUACACAAACAGAGCAAUAAUACCCCUAAGAAAUUUUUUACAAGGCGUCUAUGAUUAAAUAUGCGUUCUGCCUUUGUAUCAAAUGUGCGCGAUUCGUAUGUUUAAGACAACCAAUAGGAUCGUUUGAAAAUGCAGCCCUCCUAUUGGUUGAUUUUAUUAAUGUCAACAGGUUAAUGCAACUCCAAUAUCACGUUUUCCGAUUUCAAACUUAUACAAACAGAUCAGUAACACGAGACUCGCUAAGUUAUUUUUUACAAGGCAUCUCUGUAGUUAUAUUUACGUUCUGCCUUUGCUUCAGGUGUGCAAAUAAUCUGCGAAUGAUACGUUUAAAACAACCAAUGGUGUCACUUCGUUUGAAAAUACAGCCCUUCCUAUUGGUCGGUUUUAUUCAUAUCGCACCUCUGUUUGGCAAAGGCAAAGAGACGUUUGGAUAAGAUUGCCUACACACGUCGCCAAUAUCAUGUAAAGAUUUUAUAAAUACAUUACGCGUUGCAAAAUUUGUCUGUCACAUACAGAAAAGUUUGGAGGCGUAUUUGUAUUUUUUUUUAAAUAUCUAAACAUUUCGCCUUACAUUAUGUCAAAUACUGAAUGAUUGUACACUAGCCAUGUUCAUAUUACAGUUUUUAUAAAGUCAUAUUUAUGUUACUGUAUUGAACCAUUUGAAUAAGAUUCAACGAUUUUCUUUUUUUUUUAAAUUGUUUGGACUAAGACAUCUCAUCUUAUGAAGUAUGAAAGUUAGUCUUGCUAGACUGGUGGCUUUGAUGGGUCUUCUAAACAUCACGAUCCUGAGCAACUGAUGGGGCCUAUAUACCUGGUCCAAACUCCAUAAUUGUGUACCUCAGUUAAUAAUGGUAAGAGCAUGGGUUGACUAACUCUGAGCCUUUAUGAGGCUUUUGUACUGUUUUUUUUUUAAAUUAAUAAUUGCAUGCCCCCUAAGGUUACGUCAAAUGAGAGGGAUAAGUUUUUUGUUUGUGACCAAACAUUUGUUUCUAGUCGCUAUUGAUUACGUACACCCCUAAAUAACAUUGUUGAUGUUACUUAUUCAUUUGGUUCAACUGUAACAACUGUAUUGAAAUAUCUGGUUUUCAUGUGGUUUAUAUGGUGUAUUUUUACGGUGCUCAAAUCUGUUAAUGUCAAUGUUAUUAAUAAACAAAUAUAAAUUCUCAUGAUUGUGAUCUAGUUAUAUUCACUAAUAAAAUCAACCUGAAGUGACCUUUUAAAAUUGUGCAUAAUAUUUAGACCGGUUUAUAUUAUAAACGACUCAUUGUAUGCUAGAAAUAUUUCAAUACAGUUCUUUUUUUUUUUUUGUUAUUUAUUGAACUCGUAUUACGUUUCUUAUCCAAAUGUUUGUUUUUAAACCAAUUGACGAAUAUUUCGGUGUGACAAAAUGUUGUUUGACUGUAAAGCACAAAGGGUGUUUGUUGAUUUAAUUGUAAAACAGCCUUAUAAGGAAAAUGCCUUUAGACAAUUAUUAUGGUACAAGAUCUUAACUAAAAACAGCGAAUAAUAUGUUUGUUUAUGAACUGAAAUGUUAUAGUGAAUGUUAGAGAUAAGAUGUAUAAUGACCGAAUACGUCCAGUACAGUAGCUAAUCAGCGCCGGAUUAGCCAUAGGGCGGUAGGUGGCAUUUGCUACAGGCCCCGCGUUCAGAUGGGGGGCCCGCGCCUGAGAAAAAAAUAUGAAGGUCAAUUUUGUUGGGCAAUAUGGAAAGAGCUUCUUAUGAGGAUCAUUUUAAAAUGACUAGCUUUUGAGUUAUUCAAGGAUAUAUACUCGUACUGUUCAAGCUUGAUUCAAACUUGAAUAUCCGAAAGUAAUAAACUUAAAAUUUUGCAUUUUGUUACAAUUUACAGAAGCUUCUUUGUAGAUUUCAGGAAAAUUUUUAACCUUCAAAUUUUUAAAUAUGAAGGUCACUUUUGGGGGGCAAAGACAAGUUAGUUGUUUUUUUUUCAACCUAAAAGGGCCCCCUGUUUAAUUUUACUACAGGCCCCGCGCUAGCUUAAUGCGGCACUGUAGCAUCCGGCACAACUGACUCGUCGGGCUCGCCAAACGUUUACGUGCAGUUGGUACACAUGGACUCGUGCUACGGCUGACUCGCGUCGCCGUCUAUAGUCUACAUAGAUAGGACAUAACGAAAUAAAUUAUAAAUUGAAAAAAAAAAAAGUUAUAACGAUAUAGGGGGGAGUAGUGUCGCGAAUGGCCUCGUGUACAUACGUUGAUAUUUAUUGGCGCCCCGCGCUAGCCGACUGACCUGUCCCGAACACUCCUCGCGACUCGCCGGCAUCACUUAUAUAUUUAUAAUUAUUAAGUUCGGCACAUUGUUUUGUUUGACCUUGAAUUGUUAUGAUUUAUUGUAUGGACACUCUGGAGUCAAUAAAAGUGGAAAUUGGGACACCGGGUGUUUGAUUUGCCGUCGAUUUAAAAAAUUAAAAAUAUAUAUUAUUAUUAUUAUUAAUUAAUAUUAAUUAUACUGUAUCGUGUUUAUUUCUGGGUCCAAUAAUGGAGGUCGGCAGUUCUUCUGUGAUUGUUCACUGCGUACACAACUCGGUUAUUGAUGGAAAAUUAUUGUAUAAAAAAAAAGAAACAUUCGUAACGUCAUUUUGUAAAAGGAAAGAAUAAAUAGUUUAAGUUUAUUAAUA